GAAAAAAAAAAUGCAAAAGAAUCGGGGAGUUGAUGGAUGGUGAACGAUUCAAUGGCAUAAAAUUCCGGCAAUCACUUGGCUCUCAAUACUAUUCAUCAUCUUUCACCUUUCAUUUGAUCACACUUGUUCUCACAUUUUUUUCCGAUUUUCGCUUAGGGUUUCCAAUUGUAAACAACAAUCUUAGGGUUUUACUUGGUUGAGGAGGAUGGCGGAUUGAAAGGGAAAAAUUUGGUUUGUGUAGAAGAUUGUUUCCACAGGUGUAGUAGUAGUAGUAGAUCUGAGGUUUUUGAUACUCGGAGGAAAAAAUGAGCGCAUCGAGGUUCAUAAAGUGUGUGACCGUUGGUGACGGAGCUGUGGGUAAAACAUGUCUCCUCAUUUCGUACACCAGCAACACUUUCCCUACGGACUACGUUCCCACUGUUUUCGAUAACUUUAGCGCUAAUGUGGUUGUUAACGGAGCCACUGUCAACCUUGGCUUGUGGGAUACCGCUGGGCAGGAGGAUUAUAACAGGUUAAGACCCUUGAGUUACCGCGGUGCUGAUGUUUUCAUCUUAGCCUUUUCCCUCAUCAGUAAGGCUAGUUAUGAGAAUGUCUCCAAGAAGUGGAUCCCUGAGCUGACUCACUAUGCCCCUGGUGUCCCAAUUGUUCUUGUUGGUACCAAACUAGAUCUUAGGGAUGACAAACAGUUCUUCGUUGACCACCCUGGUGCUGUACCUAUUACCACUGCUCAGGGAGAGGAACUGAUGAAGCUAAUUGGAGCUCCUUCGUACAUCGAGUGCAGUUCAAAAUCACAGGAGAACGUGAAGGGGGUGUUUGAUGCAGCGAUUAGAGUGGUACUUCAACCUCCAAAGCAGAAGAAAAAGAAGGGCAAAGUACAAAAGGCCUGCUCCAUUUUGUAAUCUCUCUGCCAUUCUCUAGUGAAUUUUUAAGAAGAAGAAACACAUUGGGGGUUAAAGUUGGUUUAAAUUUGGUUGUGAUAAAGUUCUCUUUAUCUUUGAAAAGAUAUGAUUUCUUGUGUUUUUGCUGAUAAAUUGUUUCCAGCUUUAGCUGAGAGCCAAAUAUUGCACUACUAAUGCUCUUCUCUUUCUCUCAAUUA
Brassica napus (rape) is the source of this 1096-nucleotide messenger RNA. Its product is annotated as rac-like GTP-binding protein ARAC1. Lineage: Eukaryota; Viridiplantae; Streptophyta; Magnoliopsida; Brassicales; Brassicaceae. The record is from RefSeq and is a predicted model, not a curated record. The transcript has 8 exons. Gene Ontology annotation, cellular component: plasma membrane; cell cortex; cytoplasmic vesicle. Gene Ontology annotation, molecular function: GTPase activity; protein kinase binding; GTP binding. Gene Ontology annotation, biological process: actin filament organization; regulation of actin cytoskeleton organization; establishment or maintenance of cell polarity. The coding region runs from base 306 to 899 and encodes 197 amino acids.